Molecule: messenger RNA, 2433 nt
Organism: Heterostelium album PN500
Lineage: Eukaryota; Evosea; Eumycetozoa; Acytosteliales; Acytosteliaceae
Exons: 4
Coding region: 1-2433 (810 amino acids)
Biological process (GO): cellular response to amino acid starvation; actin filament organization; negative regulation of TORC1 signaling
Cellular component (GO): KICSTOR complex; lamellipodium; actin cytoskeleton
Molecular function (GO): actin filament binding
Source: RefSeq, a predicted model, not a curated record
AUGGAUAAUUAUAAUAAUAUAGAUAAUAAUAACAAUGAUAAUAAUAAUAAUAAUAUAGUGCAACAACAAACAAUAUCAACAACAACAGUAUCAUUAAACAAUAGUAUUGGGAUAAUAAAUAACUAUGCAAAUACAGUUGAUAAUAAUCUUUUAAAUAACAAUGUUAAUAAUAAUAAUAUCAUAUCAAAUUCUAUAUUAGAUAAUAAUAAUAAUGAUAAUAGUUUAAAUAGUAGUAGUAGUUGUGAGAAUAAUAUAUUGGAUGAUAUUGAAACGUUACAUCUUGAAUGUUUAGAGUAUAUUGAAUUGGCAUCACCUACCAAUAUCUAUAGUUAUAAUCAUUUGCAUUUCGAUGCUGAUCUCCUCUUGGUUGCAUCGAGAAACAGUCUAUUCUCAAUCUCUGCUCUCGAAGAUGAAAAAUCGCGUGGUCUACAAUGGAUAACGAAAGACUUGAUUACACCACCACAACUAUCUUCAUCAAUAUCACCAAGACUAUCAUCUUCACCUGGCAACAUAUCAUCACCACCCAAUGAAUAUAUACAGCAACAUCAACAACAACAACAAACAUAUCAGCAACAAACAUAUCAAAAUCAGCAACAAACAUUUCAACAAAACCAACAAAAUAAACAACCGCAACCUUUAUAUAAACAAAUGCAACAACCGCAACCACAGCAGCAACAACAGCAACAACAACAAACACAAGCACAACAACAACAAGGUCAACAACCAGGAAUGCCAUCUCAACAAAUGAUGAAGAGUCACCUUCAAAGGUUACCAUUGUCACAUAAAUCUAGAAUACCACCAUUACCAUCAAAGACACCAUCUGGUUCACUUCCAAUUUCACCUAUACAACAACAGCAGCAACAACAACAGCAACAAUCACAACAACAACAACAACUACAAUAUUUACCAACAACAUCAUCUACAAAUAGCCCAUAUCAAUUACAAUCUAGUAUGCUACCACAACCACCUCUUGGUUCAAGUAAAGAUCAAGCAGGUCAAGGAGGAAACCAAGCAGUUGGUAAUCAAAACAUAAGUACCAGUGGCGGUGUAAACUCAUCGAUCAUUGCUAAACAUCCACAACAACCACAGGAAGAUACUAUUGUAUCGAUCGAUUCACUUAAUGAAGGUGGUGAUCAGGCAACCAUUGCUAUAGCUAUUGUAUCGUCGCAAUCUGCAAGUGCCAAAGGUUAUCUAUCAUUCCAUACCUACAAGAGUCAAUGUCAAAAUAAAACAACAACGACAACAUCAUCAUCAUCAUCAACAACCAUCAACACACCUAGAAUUCAAACAAUUCAACUUGAUUUUAUACCAUUCAACAUCACUCAUACAACAGUCAACAACUCCUCAACCUCUAAAUCUGUAUUCCUACUUGCUGGAAGUGAUGAUCGUGUACAUCUAUAUAAAUUAAAUGAAUCAGGUCAAUAUGUAGAGGGUGAUACGAAUCAAUAUUUCCCUGAAUUAGUUAAUCUACAAUCAAAUGUAAUGAGAAUCAUUAUUAAAUAUCACUUAAACUAUAGAAUCAUAGUUGCUGGUUGUCAAAAUGGAUUUCUACAACUAUCGGUUACUGAUUUGGAAUCUUGUUAUUUCGAUGGACCUGUUCAAGCACUAUGUUUGUAUAUCGAUAGAGGACAUCUAGAGACAUCGAAUCAGAACUCUAGUUUGUCAAAAAUAAAGUCAUUCCAAUCGUCGCUACUCAAUGAUCUACUGUUACAGAUGAAGGAGGACAAUGGUGGUGAUCAGCAGUCUUUGACUGACAAGGAUGCACCGUUCAACCAUGUACAUCUGGCGGUAGGAAGUAUCAUUGGAUACGUCAUGGUCUACAGAGACAUACUCUCCAACGGUCUAUCCGAGUUCCAGCUACUCCAAGACUCUGAUACAUUCGACGGUGUCACCUGUCUCGAUUGUUUCGAUAUCGAUGGUGACGGAGAGAAUGAAAUACUGGUAGGAACCUACUCAAUGGAGUUGCUAGUUUACAAAUUGAAACCAUCGCCAGUGGUUCAUUCUACUAUCAAUAGUAACAGUAGCUAUUAUAAUAGUUAUCAUGGAUAUCAUACUUCACCUCCUACAACCACAUCGACAACAGCAACAGCCAACACUACUAUUCCAACAUCACCAAAAUCUAAUCAAUCAUCACCAACAACAGCUGCUAAUACAUUAACAUCACCAUCAUCUUCAACAUCAAGUCUACCAAGUCAACAAACAUAUCACCCAACCUACCAAUUGAUCUCACAUAAACACUUUUCUCAUCCAAUCCUAGGAAUACUAAAUUGUAAACUACUCAAAGAUGGACUUAAUCAAACCAUUAUUAUAUCAAUGUAUGGAAUAUAUAUUAUGAGAACACCAAUAUAUAAAUAUGAAAAAGAUGUAAAAGAUAAAUUAGAUUUGAUAAGUGAGAUUUUAGGUUUACAAAAAGAAUUGGCAUCAAUCAAAUAA